Metopolophium dirhodum (rose-grain aphid) is the source of this 1069-nucleotide messenger RNA. RefSeq names its product mitotic spindle assembly checkpoint protein MAD2A (gene mad2). The transcript is spliced from 3 exons. NCBI's taxonomy places the organism in Eukaryota, Metazoa, Arthropoda, Insecta, Hemiptera, Aphididae. Gene Ontology annotation, cellular component: cytoplasm; kinetochore; nucleoplasm. The record is from RefSeq and is a predicted model, not a curated record. The coding region runs from base 221 to 835 and encodes 204 amino acids. Gene Ontology annotation, biological process: mitotic spindle assembly checkpoint signaling.
AGGCAAAGCACAAAUCGAGAACAGCGGUUUCAGGAUUUUCCGUUAUUAAUUAUGGUUUUCAAUAUAAUAUUAUGAUUAUUUGUUAUUUGAAUUGGUAAAUAUUUUGUGUUUCUAAUUUCACUUUCACAGUUUCACUUUUAAGCUUCUUUUCGUCGAGACUGAAUGUACUAUUCGUAAUUUGUUGUGUAAUAAUUUAUACUUCAAAUACAAACAUAACACAAUGGCUACCAAACAACAGAGCCAAAACGCCAUCACUCUCAAAGGAUCUGCGAAAUUGGUUAUGGACUAUUUAAAUUUUGGAAUAAACAGUAUUCUUUUUCAACGGGGAAUAUACCCACCGGAAUCGUUCAAAACAGAAGAACAUUUUGGUCUGUCGAUUCUUGUGUCAACCGAUAAUAAAAUUCAACAGUUCCUUCAACCCGUUCUCAACCAAAUGAAAGAUUGGUUGUUAGAACAAAAAAUUCAAAAGAUGUCAAUGGUUAUAUCGAAUGUUAAUACCAAAGAAGUGAUGGAACGCUGGGACUUCAAAUUGCAGUAUGAAGGAUCUGGGGAUUCAAACCCAGAUUCAGUUGGAAAUAAAGAGCUAACAACAAUCCAAAAAGAAAUUAGGGACGUACUGAGGCAAAUUUGUUCUACUGUUAGUUUUUUACCUUUACUUGACUGUCCAUGUGCUUUCGAUUUGCAAAUAUACACUAAACCUGAUGUAGAUGUACCACAAGAAUGGUCUGAAACGGCUCCUAGUUAUAUUGCUAAUUCUCAGGAGUUACAGUUACGAUCAUUUUCAACUUCAUUGCAUAGAAUGGAUACUGUUGUGAGUUAUAAAGCAGACUUUUAAAAAAAAUGCUCUUUGAAGUUUUAAUCAAACUAAUUAAGUUAUUUUUAUACUUAAUUUUAAUUUUAAUGUAAAUGGAUACUAUUUUGUAUACUACAAAUUUCAAGUUAAGUGAUAAUUGGUUUUCUAAUUUUAGAAGCUAAUAUUUUUAUUAAACUACUACUGUUUUAGCUAAUCAUAAGUUAAAUAAUAAUUGUUUUUGUUUAUUCCAUUAAACUAUUUUUCUUAAUCACAAUA